UAGGACGAAAAAAUAUCUUAGACCCAGAGAUUAAUUCAGGUUAAUCGUAGAGAGCAAUAGAGAGCAUCGUAGGGAGCACUAGGGAGCAAGGAAUCGACGAGAAAUAGAUCAAUCGGAACAAGAAAUCGGGAUCCCAUUCCAGCGAUUCAAGAGAGUUUGCCAGGGAGAGAUCUCGAUGGUAUUCCGCGAGGAUGACGUAACCUGACGAAAAAAGACGUGAACAGUCUUCGCGCUGAGCGAGUCACCCGAGCUCGAGCGACUUGUCUUUAGGUUAUGUCGCCAUCGCACAGCCACCUUUGUCGUCGAGGGGACUCUCAGAAUCUUAAAUUUCAAAUUGGUUGACUGACAUUUGUCUUAUCAAAAUAUGCCGUGACUUUUGGAUCAUUCUACAUCUAUUUGGCUAUUUUAUUAAUAGAGAGAAGAUAGUAUUGCAGUGCGAAAGCCAUAGAAUUUGAUCGAAAGAAAGCAAAAAAACAAAACAGACACUAAAAUGGUUUUUGAAUCAAUCAUUGCGGAGCUCCUCAACAAGGUGAUCGGCGAGUACAUUGAGAACUUGGACUAUACGCAGCUUAAAGUCAGUCUCUGGGGAGGAGAUCUUGUAUUAAAUGAUUUGUUAAUAAAAGAAUCUGCGUUAGAUGUGCUAGAUCUUCCAGUAAGAUUGGAAUAUGGCCGUUUAGGAAAAUUGAUACUAAAGAUUCCGUUUAAAGAUAUGUGGAAUGGCCAGAUUGACGCUAUAGUCGAGGAGUUGUUCAUACUGGUAGUGCCUACGAGUCAGAUUAGAUACAAUGAAGAGAAAGAAACCAAAGCGCAAUUGGAAGCCAAACGGGCGGAACUCGAGAGAGUGGAGAAGAGAAAGCAGUUAGCAGACAUAAAAUCACAAGAGAAACUGGACGAUUCGAUGGUCGAGAAGCUAGUCGCGCGUAUGAUAAAAAAUAUUCAUAUAGAAAUCAAGAGGAUCCACGUGCGAUACGAGGAUCACGUUACCUUUAAGGAACAUCCGUUUUCCGUCGGUUUCACCUUGAAUACCUUUGUCCUGGAGAGUUGUACAGACUCGUGGGAGACGACAGGCAAUCUGAAGGACAUGUACGCCAUUCCGCAGAUCUUCAAGCUGUGCAGCCUGGACGGGCUGGCAGUCUAUCUCAACACGAGCGUGGAGCAGUACAGCAAGAGCCCACAAUCCUCGUAUUCCAAUCUCUUCUGUCAAGGUAUCGCGACCAUGGACUAUAUCCCGACGAGUUACCAAUACCUGCUAGGGCCGAUCAACGUCAAGUCCAAGCUCAGACUUAAUCCCAAGCCUGAGUCCGACGAUAGCAAUUAUACCAUUCCUAAGGUAUGGCUAGAUUUGGAGAUGCAGAAAUUGCGAAUUGGCUUGACGAAGCGGCAGUAUCAAACUUUGGUACGGCUGGGCGAAGGCCUGGAUCAAGCGCGAAAAGCCGCGCCAUACCGGAGGUAUCGGCCGAAUCUGACGUCGUAUCGCGGUCAUUACAAGGAGUGGUGGCAUUUUGCGUACACUUGCGUCCUCGAGGAGACCGUGCGACGCUGUCGUCGCAACUGGGACUGGACUCACAUGAAAGGACAUCGCGAUACUUGUCGCGAUUAUGCCCAAGCCUAUCAGACAAAGCUGACGACGAAGAAGCCGGCGAAGGAGAUCGCAGAGAGGUUAACGCAUGGUGAGAUGAAAUUGGACAUCUUUAAUCUGGUAAUCAUCCGGCAACAGAUCGAGAUGGAGGUAGAAAGACUGGCGGAGCGGGAGAAGAGUCUAAAGGCAAAGCGAGGCUGGUUUGGUUUUCUGUGGAACAGUUCACAGGCUGAGGAAACGAAAGAACUCAACUCAGCCGCGGCCAUUAUGCGCAGAUUCGAGGAGGCAAUGACUCCGCAGGAGAAGGAGAAGCUUUACCGGGCGAUCGACUAUCAGGAGAACAGCGCGCCCGCACACUAUCCGGAAACAUACGAGAUGAUCGAUACACGUUUCUUUCUGCACGGUCUACAGAUUUCUCUGCUAGACACAGACAAGGAGCAUUCGUGCGUCUUGGAUCUGCAGCUGCACGGCGUGCGAGCGGGUUUCAAGUCGCGGCCGUCCGCAAACGCGAUUCUCGUCACCGCUUCCAUCAGCGACAUGAAGCUGCUGGGCGUGACGCAAGACGGCCGUGUGCCCUCGCUUUUCAACUCGGAACAUGGCAGCUCCGACAGCGACUUACUGUCGGUUUCUUACGAGAAAAAUCCAAUCGACAAGCUGUGUGGCGAUCGCGUCGUCGUUAAGUCCCGAUCCGUGGACAUCAUCUAUGACGCCCAAACCAUCAUAGAACUGGUCAACUUGUUUAAGGUGCAAGAUUCUUUGACGCUAAACCAGCUUCAGACAGCAGCAGCGGAGCAGUUGGAAGGCUUGAAGGAAAUGUCGGCGCUUGGGCUAGAGCAUGCCAUACAGAAACAUUCGAUCUUGGAUAUACAAGUGGACAUGCAGGCCUCGCAACUUAUCAUACCACACGGUGGCCUCUACGAAGAUUCGAAGGCGCUGAUCGUCGUAAAUCUGGGUAGUCUAAAGAUGCAUUCCUUGGAGAAAGGCAAAAGCGACAUGGCUGGCGCCAGCGUUAAACAGCUGGUUAGCAUGGGCAAGAGCGAGGAAGAAGUGCUACUAUACUUGAGGGAGCAUAGUUAUGACAAAUUCGUUUUGGAGAUAGUUAACUUUCAGGUGCUAGUCUCAUUACCGAACGAAGAAUGGCGAUCAGCUCUUGCAAGCCCCGAGAGUUCUCUGACGUUGCUUCAUCCAACCACAUUAGAAAUUCAGUUCCAUAAGGGCUUGGUGACGGACGAUCCUCUAUUGCCGAAACUCCGGCUUCUCGGUCGCCUACCGUCAGUUACCGUGAACAUAACAGAUGUUCGGUUGCUGCAGGCGCUUUCCAUCGCGCAGAGCAUUCCGCUGCCCGAAGAGGAAAGAACCGCGGAGCUGCAUCGAACGUCUCUCUCCAAAUCCAUCUCGCAGCUGUCGCUGAAGGACCUCGGCACCACGAUAUCCAGUAUCGCCGAUAAGAGGAAGCAGCAACAGCAAGAAGCUACGUCCGCGCCAAUGAAGCAGACCACCGAUCUGGAGAUAAGAUUCGAGAUGAAGGAGUUUACGCUGUCGGUGUCUAGACAACGAGACGACAGCGCGGAAUCGUCGGAAUUUGUCAGAUUCCAGGUACUGCAGUUGGAGGCGGAAAUGCUGCAGCGCACGUAUGAUCAGGAAGUGCAGCUGCGACUGGGUGGCGUGCAGAUGCGACAGCUGCACGAGGAUCAGGAGAUUUACAUUGUCAACACCCCGAUGUCGGCCGGCAGAGACGAGUAUCUGAUUGUCGUGCGGUACAUAAAUGUGAAUAAACGCUCGCCGGAAUUCAUCACGCGACACGGUUCUGUCGUGAAACUACUGUUACUGGAAUUCACCUCGCUGGACACGCUGUUGCAUCAGGAGGCGCUCAUUGAGCUGCUACGGUUUAGCACAUACAUACAAGACCGAAUGAGCUCGCUCGAAGGUGUUCAAAAGAAGGAAGUAGAACGUCUUCGACCUACUCACUUGGCUUCCAUCCAGGAAGAGACCUCCGGUUUCCUCAGGGAACAGCUGCAGAGGCAAAGAUUGAGAUCUACUGGACGACGUAGAAGACAGACGGUCGAGUGCAUCGAUUUAAAGGUAAACGCCAAAAUCGGGUCGAUCAAUCUAAAAAUCUCCAGCGCUGUCCGGGAUAUUAGCGCGCUCUACAUCGAGGGUGUCAGCGCCAGUUUCCUCAGCAAGUCUUCGUACUCGCAAGUGAACGCUGAUCUGGCUUCCAUCAGUAUUAAAGAUCUUAAUCCUGUUUCGGUAUACAAAGACAUUGUGGCUGUAGAGGGUACCGAAUCUUUGCAGAUUCAAGCGGUGAUGUAUAAUAUCGAACCGUGGGAGGUAAACAAGAACAACAUGUCCGUCAAGGUGACGAUGGGUUGCCAUCGUAUCGUCUUUCUGAAUGCGUUUGUCACUAGCGUGAUGAAUUUCCUGAACAACUUUCAAACAGCGCAGAAAGCUAUCAAAGACGCGUCGGCUGCAGCGGCGGAAGCCGCGAGGACGAACAUCAAGGAUGUUCAAGAAAGUGCCUCUCGCAUCGAGCUGUGUGUCAAGAUCAAGGCUCCCGUCGUAUAUGUGCCGAUGAACUCCAAGAGCGAGCACAGUUUAAUGCUGGAUAUGGGCAACCUUAUGGUGUGCAACGUCUUCAAGAAAUUGGAGGCGACAAAUGAGGAGACCGGCGAAUGUCCCAUAGUGGACGAGAUGAAGAUCGAACUGCAGAAUUUGAAGCUGUCGCGAGUCCGACUGAAUACGGAGAAAUUUAUCAGCGAGAACGAAGUACUUCUGUUAGAGCCGGUAACGUUUACGCUGCUAAUGAAGCGCAAUCUGUCAACCGCCUGGUUCACCGCCAUUCCGGACAUUGAUAUGUCCGGCAGAUUGAACAAAAUCAAUUUGCUGUUGAGCAAAGAGGAUUAUGCUACUAUUCUGAAGGUACUAGAGCAGAAUUUGGGCGAGACCUUCGAAGAUCCGAAAUCUGUGCAAGUUGCACCAUCUGCUGUGAAAUUUGAAUGCAACGAAGAGCUGCAGAUUCAGCCGGCGUACAAAUACGAAGUCGACACAUCGCAAGAACCGCCGUCGGCGGAUACACAGGAGCGGCACACCCACACGUUCGUGAAAUUCGAGUUCAUCAUGGACAGCCUGGUAAUCAAUUUGUUUACCGGUGGCUCCAAGCUACUGCAGUCGCAGACGUCGCCGCUGCACCUGCCCGAGAACGGACUAGCGCGCUUUAGUCUCACGCACUUUGCCGUGAAAGGUCGCGUGUUCGCGGAUGGACUGCUAGCCACGUCAAUCUUGCUGAUGAACUGUACACUGGACGACACGCGGCGGAGACGGGAAGGCUCUCUGACGCGGAUCAUGGAGAGGACCAGCAGUGUGCCGAGCGGCGAGGAUCAUCUCGACAAGGAGCAUACCAAGUACAAUGUUAGGAGCAUGUUGGACGUAACGGUGCGCCAAAGUCCGAACGAUACGUUUGCCGACGUGCGGGUAUUCUCCUUUAGCAUAAUUGUGUCCCUCGACUAUCUCAUGAAGAUUAAGGAUUUUUUCGAUGUGGAUACCGCGGGCAAGACCGCCGCCACUUCUCUGCAGUCUUCGUCGAGAGGCGAAUCGGUGGUACCGCCAAAGAAAAAACAUCCGACGCAACAGCAGCCGGUCGCUUCGACGUCCAAAAUGUUAACCGUGAAUCUGCAUGUGGAAAAACCAGACAUUAUCUUACUCGAGGACAUGGACGACAUCAACUCGAAUUGCAUAAUAUUGAACACGGAGCUGUUGUUGAAAAUGCGCAUUAUGGGAGAACAUCAGGUGAUCACGGGAUCCAUUAAGGAUUUCUCUCUUCUCACGGGGAUAUACAAUCCUACGAAAAGAGCCGAUUGGAUCUAUCAGGUCCUGAGACCAUGCAGCAUUAGCGUUGCCGGUUCCACGCCGGAGGGCAAAGGGCUUCACUUGGACAUCUGUUGUACAGAUAUACACAUGUCUGUUUCGCCAGGUGUGAUCGAAAUAUUGAAUAAGGUUGUUCACACGGUGACAAAGAAGGAAGAGGAGAACAAGGAAGUCGUUAAGCCCGAGCCUAAUUACGAAGGAUUGUGGAUCGUCACGCCCUUUGAGGAGAAUGAUUAUUGGUUCCUAAAGACAGAAGUUGCGAUGGAAGCUUUUGAAGAGUUCACAUAUUCAGACGACGAGGUUGCGACUGUUUAUAAAUCCGAAUUAGCAAUCAUCUCGGCUCCGACAAUCUUGUUUACUCUGGAGGCAGGUGUCGGGAACAAAACUUUGCCCAUGUUGCUGCUUCACGUGGGUUUCCAAAGCAACGUCAACGAUUGGAGUACGAAAACGAUGGGCAUUGAUUGUACGAUGUCUGUAAUUAUGGCAUAUUAUAACAGUCGCUUAGCACUGUGGGAACCGUUAAUUGAGCCGAUAGAAGGCUCCAAUAAUGGUAAACGCGUCUCCACACCAUGGGAGCUAAAGACGAAGAUUCAAUUUAACGAUAUACUACUGGACUCGAGAGGCGCCAGCGCGGUUAGUCCCACUUCGGACAGCGAGCUCGACGAGCUACCAAAUCAGUCCACCAAGAUGUCCAUUGACAUUACAUCUGCUGAUAAUCUGGAGAUAACUGUGACGAAGACGUGUCUGGAUGUACUGAAGCAACUUGGUCAAUCGUUUUCCUCGGCUAUGGAGGCCAGUGGAAAAGGAUCUACCAGGAAGGUGGCGCCGUACGUGCUAAAGAACGAGACUGGUCUGGCAAUGAUACUUGAUCUGGAGCAUAGUCUUUUCAAGAUAUUUGACGAUGGAUCAAGAAUACGGAAUGACAGCGAUUCGUACAUGGAGGUGAUUCUUGAGACCGGCGCGUCAAUCGAGUUGGCGCCGAAGACAUCCAAGCUGGACGCGCGUCUUCUCGAGCAGUUGAAAGCGGAAACCGUGAAGGACAGGGACGACAGUAAAUUUGCCGUUUCUUUUAAAGGUAUCCAAGGCAAAUUGGCGAUACCUGUUCUGAAAGCGGACAAGAGAUUCUUCUCUUUGAAGUAUCGCAAAGAGGGCUCCGAGGAAUGGGGCAUCGUAUCGGAUGUCGUUGUGGAAGAAGGUAGCACGAUCGUCACUCUUAGAAGUAUACUUCAGGUCCACAAUCACUUCGCGCAACCGAUAGCAGUUUAUUAUAUGACGAAGCGCGGAAACGAGGUCGAGUGCGUGGGUACGGUGGCACCGGAUGAGAAGCUCAACUUACCCCUCGAUACCGUGUACACCCCGACUAACAUCUAUUGGCUCUUCUUCAGUGUUGAAGGAUAUAUGGUGUCGGUUGAGCCAUUCAUCUGGAAGGACCUGCAGAAAACGGUUUCCAUGACAAGGCUAUUGAAAUGCGAACCUCGAUCUAAGCAGGACGUUACAGAACCAUUUUAUAUUCAGGCCAUGGGAGAGAUCGAGCAGGUAUAUUUCGAGAAUACUACUCGUCACACCAUGGCUAGUACCAUCUACAACGUACACCUAUAUCCGUCCGUGUAUCUGAAAAACUUUCUGCCGAUCGACAUUAUCAUCUCCUUGCCAGGCACCGCUCAGGAGAGUUUACUCGAGGCCAGCGCUUCCUUGCAGCUGCCCACAAUCGAUCCAGUCAAAUCGAGUAUAAUUAUCAAGCUACCGAAUUACCUGGAAAAAGACUGGUCAUGCAGAGGCGAGAUCGUGGCGAACCCACCCGAGUUCGCGGUCUGGUCGUUCGAGUCCUUCGACAGCGCGCAGAAAGUUACACUGGAUCUCGGAAUGCACACGGCCUACAAACACGGCUCGAUCGUCAUGGCACUGUAUUGUCCCUUCUGGAUGCUGAACAAAACCGGCCUGAUGUUAUCUUACAGAAAGUCGAGUAAGGGUGGCAAAGAGCAUUCGAGUCCGAUCAAGACAACGGACGAUUACUUGAACGUCCUGUACCAUCCGGAGCACUUUAAGGGGCCCAUUCUAUUCUCAUUCCGUUCCAAGGCUUUCUUUGGUAAAAAGAAGGCCAUGAUCAGAGUGGAAGAUGGAGAGUGGUCCGACAAAUUCUCGAUCGACGUCGCGGGCAGCGAGGGUGUGGUGGCGUGCAAAUACAACGGAAUAACAUAUCAGAUCGGGGUGCACAAUCAGCUGACAUACAACUCGCUGACCAAGCAAAUCACGUUCACACCCUACUACAUACUCAUCAACAAUGCGGAUUUCCUCAUAGAAUGCCAAGAGGGCGAUCGUCCGGCGGAUCCUAUGAUCAAGGUGUCUGCCGGCGAAUGCGCAGCUUUAUGGCCUCGAAUCGAGCAUGAGAACAAAACUUUGAGGGCCAAAGUUGCCGGUCAACCCGAAAAAACCGCAGCGUUCAUUUAUACUGACAGCCAUACAACUCUAUUGAAAUUGGAUAAUAAGUACGGAGGGAUCAAUGUGGAUGUGCAAAUCAGCGAAGGCGGUGUCUACAUCUCCCUGUCGGCAUAUAGUUCAGGCAACGCACCGGCUCUGAUCAUCAAUCAUACUCCACAUACCAUCAAUUUCUGGGAGAAGGGCUCGAUCAAUGUCAGGUCCGUGCAGUCGUACAACAGGAUGUUUUACACCUGGGAAAAUCCGGCCGGUCCGCGAAAACUCGUCUGGGAAGAUAACAACGGCAAAGAGUUUGAAGACAAUCUUCGUAAGGAUAAUCUCGGUGCCUUCCAAUUGCCGGAUGUAAACGAGGAACUGUUCCACGUGUCGUUUCUAGACGGCAUUCAGCGAGUGCUUCUGUUCACCAUGAAUUUAAAGAUCGCCGAGGAUUGUCAACUGGCUGGUGAUCUCGAAGUGAUUGAUCAGGAAAUCAUGUUGAACAUUCACGGCAUUGGGUUUUCUCUUGUGAACAAUAUCACCAAAUACGAGUUGUUGUACAUGUGCAUCGCUAGUUCUGGAAUUAUAUGGGAGACCCGCAAGUCCCUCGGCGGCCGAUGGCGAGCGUUAAACGCCAAGGAAGUUAAUGCUAUCGAAGAGGGAUAUCAGCGAUACAUUAAGGAAUUACAGAUUGGCAAGGACGCAGACUAUCGAUUGAUGCUAGAGCCGAAAUUAAUGGUGGAUUAUCUGAACAUGGAGAUGCUGAAGCCACAUCGUAGGUACAUGCGACGUACCUUUCAGACUGGAUUUUGGCUACAAUACCGUACCUCGGCGCAUCAGGUACAGUUGCACGCAAAAAUCAACAGGCUGCAGAUCGACAAUCAAUUGUCGGAGUGCGUUUUCCCGGUUAUAUUGGCUCCGGUUCCACCGCCAAAGAGCGUAACGCAGAGCACAGUAUUAAUCUCAUAA
Messenger RNA from Formica exsecta, 8824 nucleotides. RefSeq names its product vacuolar protein sorting-associated protein 13-like. The transcript has 36 exons. The record is from RefSeq and is a predicted model, not a curated record. Bases 491 to 8824 code for a protein of 2777 amino acids. Gene Ontology annotation, cellular component: extrinsic component of membrane. NCBI's taxonomy places the organism in Eukaryota, Metazoa, Arthropoda, Insecta, Hymenoptera, Formicidae. Gene Ontology annotation, biological process: protein retention in Golgi apparatus; protein targeting to vacuole.